Molecule: messenger RNA, 2604 nt
Organism: Theobroma cacao (cacao)
Lineage: Eukaryota; Viridiplantae; Streptophyta; Magnoliopsida; Malvales; Malvaceae
Biological process (GO): DNA-templated transcription
Cellular component (GO): nucleus
Source: RefSeq, a predicted model, not a curated record
CCGUGCUUUGACAUUUGGUGAGUGUGACGGUAACGUUAAUAUUCCUUUCUCAAACCCUAUUCCGAAGGGGAAAUGAAAAAUCGUUGAUCAAAUCCAAUUCGAAACGCACUGUCCCACGCUACACUCUGUACACUGGACUCCCUCUCGAUCGUACGGCCCUCCUUUCUGAUUUUUCAAGUAAAAGAAUUUCCCCUUUCAUUUCACUAGUAUUUUAUCAUUCAUUUCCUGGAUUUUUUUUUGAAGUAAAAAUUCCCCUUUUUUUUUUUUGGUUUGAAUUUGUCGUCGUUUAACCGAGAGAGAUAUAGUAAAAAUUUUGGUUUGUGGAUUUUGGAAAUUCUGGGAAUUUCGCCAAUAUAUGGGCUGGAGGGAUAAAUCAGCCCAAGAGGCUUGGAGGAGUAUGGAAAUCAAGUGCAAAUGCAAUCAUCACUUCCCGCUAUGAGACGAACGAGUCAGGUAACCUGAAUCCUGGUUUGCGGUGAAGAUGGCAUAGAUGUAAUAAUAAUAACGAUGGGGAAAAGAGAAGGGUCAGGUUCUGGGAAUUUGAAGUUGGCUCGUCCAACAGUUGCUGAGAAGCUCUGGGAUGGGUCCCUCCAGCUUAAUUCUUCUGUAACUGUGUCGGUUGUUGCCUUCUUCAAAAGUGGUGAAAGGAUGCCUUGUGUGCAGUGGUCUGGACUUGUAGAAGUCAAAGGAAAAGUUAGACUAGAGGCUUUUGAGAAAUAUAUUCAAGAUCUUGCUCGCUCACGCAAUAGAGGGUUGAUGGUAGUAUCACUUUGCUGGAAAGAAGGGUCUUCUGAAUCAGGACUGGCAGGCUUGAAAGAGGUUGCAAAAGGGUACAAGAAAGGGGAAAGAGUUGGGUUUGCUAAACUCUCACCAGGUAUUGAUCUUUACAUAUGUCCUCGCAGUGAUGCCAUAAUCACCAUACUUGCAAAACAUGGAUUCUUCAAGGGCAUGGCAGCUGUUGAAGAUAAGCAGAACUCGUUAAUUGGUUGUGUUGUUUGGCGAAGAAAUCAUGGACCUUCUAAUUCUGUUAAAAAGGAGCUUGAAAGAAAGCAUUCUUCCUCGACAGAGCAGCCUCUGAGCUCCCACUCUGAACAAAAGGUUCUGGGAAAAAAAAAUGACACGCCAUGCAUGCAACCAGCUCAGGAAUCCCUCCCACUCACACCAAUAGCAGACUGCAUAGGCAUUGGGAGUGCUAUAAUCAAUAGAAAUGAAGGUGAGAAUGUAGAGAGUAGUGACAUCCAACUUGCACUGCAUAACUCUCCUUCCAGUGCUAAUCUCUUGUUUGCAACAUCUGCAUUGAGCAACUUAGUAGGACUUCAAACAUCUUCGUUUUCUGACUCUGUCUGUCACUUCGGACCCAAGGGGCAGUGUUCUGAAAGGGAAAUGUCUCUUAUAGCUAACUCAGAAUCAGAGAAACCUAAAUCUAGUUUGGGACUUCAAAAUCCUGUCUUGUCUCUGCCAUCAGUUAUAACAAAAGAGCACAUUCCUGCUGCUGAUGAUGAUGAUCUUCCAGAAUUUGAUUUUGGGACUGCGUGUGAUAUAUCUCAAACUCCAAGAAAUAAGGUUUUAGAUAAUGCAGAAUUUCACAAGAAUGUUCUGGUUGAAGGAUUAAAGAAAAUUGUUGGGUCAUUGCCGCUGACUUCAACUAUACAGUCACUACCUUCUACAAAUAAAAGACGAGCAGAAAAUUUCCCUCUUCCUGAGUUUUCUUUCGACACUAUUCUGAACUUGCCUCCACGAAAGAAAGUUUAUGAACAUGAUCAGAUGCCAGUAUUACCAAUUUUAGAACCCAAACAGACCACCAAAAGCCACACAACCUUUACACCUAUUAUCACUACCAUAGUUGCACCACAGAAGAAUAUCUUUGAUGAUGAUGAUGACAUGCCUGAAUGGUGUCCACCAAAUGUAGAGCUUUGGAAGCAGACAGUUCUUGAAUCAGCAAAGGUAGUGACGGCUUCUAUCCAUCCUACUCUAUCAAACUCGGAGUUAGGAAGUCCAUCUCCAGGCCAUCCAAGUCCCCUGUCCUCAUCUUUAGCUGCCCAGUUGCCUGUUUCUACCCAAAGAUCCAAUUAUGCAAGUCAUUGUCCAAUAAGUGCCUCUGUGAAACCAGCCCAACCAAGACAAACUGCUAGAUAUAUACAGAAGGCUCCAAGUUCUUUGACGGGGUCCAAUUCUAUCCCUCUUUUGAGGCCACCCGUCCACCCUCCUGGAUGGAGGGGCAGGGAGUGAUGAAACCGGCUUUCUGAGGUAAAUGUUAGAUAGUUAAAGUUCUGUAUAAAGCCUGUUCCAAAGGGGGUUGAGACUUAAUAGAAGCUAAGGUAAAGGGAAAUAUCAAUUUGUAAAUAAGCAGUUAGUUGAUGGGCAGGUUCAUAAGUGGACAUUACAGUUUUUCAACAUCUGUUGUCAGUUUUUUCUGAAUUUCAGAUUUAAAUGUUGUUUUUAUUUUUGCUUUCCCAUACUUAUCAUAAGUCUCUCUUCGGGUGAAGCAAAUAAUUCUCAUAUAUAUGGUGUUGCUGUCUAAGAUGGUGCUUUGAGCUUUACAAAGUAGCCACACGUAGUGCAGCUGGAAAUCUGUUAAUAAUUAUGUAGUAAUGUUUACGAUUU